This is a messenger RNA of Elgaria multicarinata webbii, 3275 nucleotides long. It is a transcript of the gene ABHD17C, whose product is annotated as abhydrolase domain containing 17C, depalmitoylase. Gene Ontology annotation, cellular component: endosome membrane; plasma membrane. Gene Ontology annotation, molecular function: palmitoyl-(protein) hydrolase activity. Gene Ontology annotation, biological process: protein depalmitoylation; regulation of postsynapse organization. The coding region runs from base 1067 to 1984 and encodes 305 amino acids. NCBI's taxonomy places the organism in Eukaryota, Metazoa, Chordata, Lepidosauria, Squamata, Anguidae. The record is from RefSeq and is a predicted model, not a curated record. The transcript has 3 exons.
GGGGGGAGGGAAAGGUGCUGAGGGGAGACGAAGAGGACGACGGCGACGGCCAGGAGGGACCUGAGGCGCGAUGGCCGCCGCCAGCUCGGUGCGAGCCCUCCUUUGACCCGCCGACCUCUCCUUCCCGGCUCUUUCCCCACCAUGGACCUGCCCGCCUCAGGGAGCAGCCGCGGCUGAAGGGGACCGAGCGACUCCCGCAUCCCUCACAGAGAGAGGCGCUUUUUUUUUUCUUUGGGCUGCGGCCUUCUCCGGUUGCCCUGUGGGGAGGAAGGGAAGGGAAGGGAAGGAAGGGCUCUGCUUAAGCUUCCCUCUAAGUCUCCUUUCAUAUAGAGGUAGACAGAGGCGGCCCUGCAACCUUCCUGGCCAGGUUAGGUCCAAACUAAGGAGCCUGUGGAGGGAGAAGGGGUGCGUGUCUUUCCCCCCCCCUUUUUUUUUUUUUGAAAGGUGGGCUUCAACCUGCGAGGCUUAGGGGUCUAGGAAAGCCAAGAGUAGGGCUGUGAGAACAGGGAAGGCGUUUUGGAGAAGCAGGGUGGUUGUUGUUGUUGUAGUAGUAGUAGUAGUAGUAGUAUUGGGGGGAAUAAAGUCCUAAAUAGGUGCUCCCAGAACUAAAACGAAAAUCUGGAGGGCUGCGUUUUGCAAGCUUCUGUCUGUUCCAUUCAGGUAGAUCUCUAUGUAGCAGAAGUCAGGAGAGUCUGUCUUUAGUAGAGGGUUCUGUUGGGGUCAUGCCGGGUUUUCAGAUCUGGGUUAGGUGACAGUUUCAGUGCCGAAGGGUAGGAGAGUCUGGUGGUGUGUCAGGUGGGAGACUGAACUUGAGUGACUGCAGGCUGUUGGAGGAGAACUGUCCUUAUUGAGGUUUGGGUGGGAGGCGACGGAGAAUAGUCUUGGAUUCUGGGAGUUUUCCUGUAAGCAAUGGACUUCUUGGAUGUCGAGAUCAAGGUUCGUUGUGGUAGUUGUUAAAACAAGUUGCAACUAGUCUGUGCAGCUUGGGUUGAGAUAGGUCAUCUAGUAUCAGCUGUGAAUUUCCCCUCCAACUCUCCUUGGUGUGGUUUUCCAUCAAGUGUCUCUGAUGCCAGAACAAGGCCCCAGAAUGAACGGUUUCUCUUUGGGUGAGCUAUGUUGGCUCUUCUGCUGCCCGCCUUGUCCCAGUCGCAUAGCUGCCAAACUGGCUUUUCUGCCCCCAGAGCCCACUUACACUGUGAUGCAGCCAGAACAGCAGGAAGGUGGGGCUGCAGUGGGGACGCCGACAGGUAGCUGCAGCCUGCACUUGACUGAGCGGGCAGACUGGCAGUAUUCCCAAAGGGAACUGGAUGCCGUGGAAGUCUUCUUUUCACGCACAGCCCGCGAUAACCGGCUGGGAUGCAUGUUUGUGCGCUGUGCUCCUUCCAGCCGGUAUACACUACUUUUCUCCCAUGGCAAUGCUGUUGACCUGGGCCAGAUGUGCAGCUUCUAUAUUGGCCUAGGCUCCCGCAUCAACUGCAAUGUCUUCUCCUAUGAUUAUUCUGGUUAUGGAGUGAGCACUGGUAAACCAUCUGAAAAAAACCUUUAUGCAGACAUCGAUGCAGCUUGGCAGGCCCUCAGAACAAGGUAUGGUGUCAGUCCUGAGAACAUCAUUCUGUACGGACAGAGUAUUGGAACCGUUCCCACUGUGGACCUGGCAUCUCGGUAUGAGUGUGCUGCUGUAAUCCUUCAUUCGCCCUUGAUGUCUGGUUUGCGGGUAGCUUUUCCGGACACUAGAAAAACAUACUGCUUUGAUGCUUUCCCAAGCAUUGACAAGAUUUCUAAAGUUACCUCUCCUGUGUUGGUGAUUCAUGGUACAGAAGAUGAAGUAAUAGAUUUCUCGCAUGGUUUAGCAAUGUAUGAGCGAUGUCCCAGAGCGGUGGAACCCCUCUGGGUGGAAGGAGCAGGCCACAAUGACAUAGAGCUUUAUGCACAGUACCUGGAACGACUAAAACAGUUCAUAUCUCAUGAACUCCCUAACUCCUGAAGAAACCUACCUGAUCUCUUAUUUUCUUUCUUUCUUUUUUUUAACCUCAGUUAACUGUGAAUGGAAGAAUUUCCCUGUUUUUGCACAUGCAUUAACUGGAUUAGCUGUAAUAGCUUUAUACUAUGAAGAAAUGCCCUCUCAUUAGGGCAGAUCCAAUCAAGUUUUGACUGUCUUUUUAUAUCAGGAAACAAUUCUAACAGUUGCUACUGUAAACCCCCAAUACUUUUUACCUUCUAUACGCUAGAAGAGUUGGAGUUGUGGAAAGGAUACUAGCUAAUCAGGAUUCUACUUAAUCUAGUGCAGUAUAAUACCUCCAAACUUUUUCCUACCCCCACCCUUCAAGUUCCUUGUCUUUUUUUUAAAAAAAAAAUCUUCCCACAAUCUGGAAUGCAAACAAUCUAGCCUACAGCUUCUUAUUGAGUUAUGGAUUCAGUCUUAAGAGCAUUCUCCAUGUCACAUUUCUAGCUGUGCUAUUGUAACUGGAAAGUUUUGAUGGUGAUUUCUCAUUGUGGUUAUUUGGGUUUUGGGGCGGGGUGGGGGGCAAUCUUACCUUCCUAAGUAACUUAAUUAAUGAAAAUGUCAUGGGGACACACAUUUCUAAAUGGGGCUAAUUCUGAAACAACAUUUCAUCAAUUUUCUUCGUAUUUACAAAAUGAAAUAUUCUUAAAGGAAUAAUGACUAAAUGGCUAAACCCUUUAAUUCUUUUUACUUAAAAAUUGUGUAAAUUUACUAAGCCUCAUUAUUCAGAUGAUGUCUGCAGUCUGAAUAAGUGCCAGUUUUGGCAAUUUCCUUGUGUAAAGCAUUCCUUAUAGAGGUUUUUAAAAGUAUUGUACAUAAGUGAAUUUACAUUAUACAUAACUCCUGAUCGGUAGUUUAAAAUUUUAAGUCUAGUUAACAAAUUCUGGUUUGUAUAUGAAUAUGUUUUGUUAUAAGUUUUUAUCCCUGCAUUAUUUUGCUAUUAAAAGUUUUAUAAGAUUUCCAAGACAACUAAAAAAAGAUUACACUUUUUUUUUUUUUUUUUGGAUGAAUUAUGUAAGAAACUUUAAUUGAAACUGACCUUUUGUUUAGGGGAAACUUUUCAUUCUCUGACACUGGAAUCGCACAGAAUAUGCAAGACACUUAAAAUCAUUACACUAAGAGGCCUGAGGUUUUUUCCCGAAUUGAACGGCCUUAAAUGUACUGUAAGCCUCUGAUUGUUGUAAAAAUGGAUUGCGAUUGAUUAUGGUUUGUGUAUUUGUUGCCAGAAUGCAACAACAGUGGUUGUAAUGGAAUAAAGGAUGCAUGGAAUAGA